Molecule: messenger RNA, 5752 nt
Organism: Ectocarpus sp. CCAP 1310/34
Lineage: Eukaryota; Phaeophyceae; Ectocarpales; Ectocarpaceae
Source: the annotation of a GenBank genome assembly
AUGCGUAUUCUGGGAUCCGUAGCACUGCCGGUGCUGUUUGACGGCGAUGCGCGAGUAGGAGACGUAGAGGUACGCGUGGUAGACGGGUUGCCAAACGGGUUCAUUGUGGGAGCAGACUUCUUUUGCCGGAAUGCUAGCGUGCUCGAUUUCAGCUCCAGCAGAGGCUUCAGCCCUGUACCAGCAGCACCCGGGGUGCCUUUUCUGUCGAUUGCACCAUACGCCUCCCAGGCUGCAAGCCCCCUCCGCAACGCUCGGGACCAGUUCAGUCUACUGACGGCUACUCCCGAGAACGCCCCCGCAGUGCCCGCCGUUCCCACAGAUGUGCCCAGCUACGAGGACGUGGUGUGGGAGGACGACACCUCCUUCGAGUGGGACGUGCGACAAGUUCCGGAGACCACCGGCGUCGAGGGGGCUCUCGAAGCUGCUAACCCUUGCGACAGUGAUACCCCUCUGAUGCGUAUUCUGGGAUCCGUAGCACUGCCGGUGCUGUUUGACGGCGAUGCGCGAGUAGGAGACGUAGAGGUACGCGUGGUAGACGGGUUGCCAAACGGGUUCAUUGUGGGAGCAGACUUCCUUAGCCGGAAUGCUAGCGUGCUCGAUUUCAGCUCCAGCAGAGGCUUCAGGCCUGUACCAGCAGCACCCGGGGUGCCUUUUCUGUCGAUUGCACCAUACGCCUCCCAGGCUGCAAGCCCCCUCCGCAACGCUCGGGACCAGUUCAGUCUACUCACGGNGCCUGCUUCGUGCAAGUUGGUAAACCGUAGUAAGGAGAAGGUGGCAGUCAAGGGUAGCCGGGUGAUAGCUCGCAUGGCGGCACUCAGUGUUCGCGACAAGCCGGCUUUCGAUUCGCUGUUUGACACCGCCCCUUCUGCUGCCGACCCACCCCUGGCUCCCCGUGAACCGCGCGCCCCGAGCCCGUCCCCUCCUGAUGGGGAAUCGAUCCCGCGUGUUCGCGUAGAGGACGACAACUUNGACAGGCAGCUAGUGAUGGUCUUGCCGACCAAGCGGUUCGAUUUAGAGCGGGGAGCUGUAGUGGGAGUAGCUCGCGCGUUAAUGUGGUGGGUUCCUGGGUCGCCUGCUUCGUGCAAGUUGGUAAACCGUAGUAAGGAGAAGGUGGCAGUCAAGGGUAGCCGGGUGAUAGCUCGCAUGGCGGCACUCAGUGUUCGCGACAAGCCGGCUUUCGAUUCGCUGUUUGACACCGCCCCUUCUGCUGCCGACCCACCCCUGGCUCCCCGUGAACCGCGCGCCCCGAGCCCGUCCCCUCCUGAUGGGGAAUCGAUCCCGCGUGUUCGCGUAGAGGACGACAACUUGGGGACGCUGGGGUCGCUCGAGAAGCAGCAACUCGUCAACGUCCUCGCAUCCUGGCUUGACGACAUUCUUAUCGCUAGCGACACAUGGGAAGAAUAUCUCGCCAAUCUGACGCUCGUUCUGAACCGCCUUCUGGCUGCGGGGCUGUCCGUAAACUUCGCGAAGUGCAUUUUCGGCGCAGCACCGCAGGAGUUCCUCGGCAUGAUCAUCGACAGCACGGGCCUGUACCCUGCUCCGUCUAAGCUAGAUGCAAUCGCACGCAUGCCUCGCCCACACACCGUAGAAGAGCUGCGCACGUUGUUGGGUCUUACCGGCUACUUGCGUCAGUUUGUACCCAACUACAGUUUGACUGCCGCUCCGCUCACCAACAUCCUGCGCAAGAAAGCCUUCGCUUCGAAACGUGCACGCAAGCUUCCUAUCCCGUGGUCCGCAGCUGGGGAAGACGCCUUUCAGUCUUUACGAGAUACGUUGGCUUCCCCGAGGGUCCUCGCUUUCCCUGACCUUGAGCGUCCGUUCGAACUGCACACGGAUGCUAGCACGCUGGGUGUAGGAGCUUCGCUUAUGCAGACAAUCGAUGGUGUCACCAGAGCGGUGGCGUUCGCGAGCCACCGGUUUUCACAAACCGAUGCUAGACGCGGGCCCACGGAACGAGAAUGCAUGGGGGUCCUCUGGGCGGUAGACCACUUCCGGCCGUGGGCGCUGCGGCUGAUGGAGUACGACCUGGAGCUGGAAUGGAAGGCAAGGGUAGAGCACGUAGUGCCCGAUGCUUUGUCCCGGUUUCCCGUGGCGAACCCGGUAGAGGUCGACGUCGACGAUUCGUUUCCGGAUGAUCUGUCGUUUGCUGCAGGCGCUGCGUUGGAGAUCUUAGGACCAGAGUUGAAGGGUGUAAGGCUGGCUGAGUUGGACCCUGUGCAGGUAGACCAAGUAGGCAAUGCUGACCCCCACACCUCUCACCACACCCCGGAGGUGGCCGACUUCCACCUGUCCAGCCUUCGAGCGCUGCCUUUCGCUGCGUGUGCUGCUGUUGACCGUGAGCCUGAUGCCCCCCGCCGCAGCGGCCGGACCCGUACCCCUUCGGUACGAUUACGACAGAUCGGCUACGCGCAGCUGCCCCCGACAAGCGUACUGGAGGCCCUCCCGGACAGAGAGGUCAUCGGUCCCUCCGCGGUGGAACUCUCCGCUCCGGCGCCGUCGCCAUUGACACUACCGCCGUCUCCCGUUCGACCUGGCCACGACGACAUCGGUGAGGUGCUGGCUGCACGGGGGGAGGUUCCGACGUCGUCGUCGAGCCACGCGUCGGAUGGAGCAUCAGCCAUCGAUCUGGCAGCACAAGUACUCACGAGGCCGUCCGAGCUAGCGCAUCGGCAACGAGACGACACCCAUCUGAGUCAGGUUCGCAAGGUUCUGAGCAAUGUAGCUGACUCUAGCCAGGGGGGAAGUGAGCGCGACAGGUUUUACCUCCCAGAAGGAGUUGCCGGAGGAAUCCUACUUCAGGGUCAGGUGUAUGACUACCUUUCCCACUGCUGGCGCGUGCGCUACAUCGACGGGAACUGGGAGGAGUUGUCCAGACGCGAACUGGAAAGACCUUCGAGAUAGCCUUGGGGGGAGGGAUUUCGAGCUAGUGUGAUUGCUGGACGAUGGGGAUGCGUGGGGUUAGUGAGACCGUCUGCGGGUGAUCAUGGAUGUCCAUACAAGAUUCGGUCGUAUGUGUGUACCUUGGAUAGUUUUUGACUAUUGUUGAUAAGAGUCUAUUUGUUCCGGUUUUUAGACUAUGCAUGUCCACUUGAUGUUUGAGUAUUGUUGAUAAGAGUCUCUUGUUUCGGUUUUUAUGCAUGUCAAUCUGAUUUUUGAGUGCGCCACCCAGUUGAGGUUCGGUAAAGCUUAACUGCUCGGAGACCGUACUUGCCAGAUGUCCUGAUCUGAUUUGCAGUCGAAGGGUGGGUCCUGCGUCCGGUAGCACCCACGAGGGUUUGUUUUUUGUGCUAGUCUGGUUUGCAGUCGAAUGGUGGUCCUGUGCCCGGUAGCGCCUAAGAGGGUUCGUGCUGUUGUGCCUUGGCAUUUGAUUGGGUUUGGUGUUGUAGGUGCUUUGCGCAAUGGGCUUUUUCCUGGGUGGCCAGUUUUUUCCCGCGCUGUAGGUGUUGAGAGCUGGACUGCAACUACAGUGAAUUCACCAAGCGAGGGACGUUUUUUUGUUGAGUAUUUUACGUCCGAGUGUCACUUGGUGUUUUCGGUUGUUUAGUCUAAAUUCUAGGGCUCUCGGGAUGGUGAGCGAAGGGUUUGUCCCGGAGGCCGGGUUUUCCUUCGCGCAAGUCGAUGUCGGGCCGUGGUUCAACGCGCAGUGAGAAUUAUGAAGAGGAGUGGAUUUUAUUUGGGUUUUGCCACUAUUCACCUCUCGUAAUUUUCGGUUGAACGUUCAGCCUACUCAAAGACAUUGCAUGGUAGUAUUCCAAAAGGAAACGUGCCACUUUGCGGUUUAAACAUUUCCUGCUACCGUUUAUUAGCAUGUGACAGCUGACAAAUAGCUGUUCAUGCUAACGGGGAGAUGUUACGGUUACAUUGUUACGGUUGAUAGGAGUUGCACCUUUGGGAGGAUGCGUUAUUCCCAACAGGUUGCUCGGUCCCCUUGCCUUCACUUGACUUGACUGCUUCACUGCUUCUCCUUGCUUGCCCUGAGUUAGCAAUAAUCAACAAGCGAAUACCGUGUCCACGACCGGAGACCUUCCACUCCUUGUCACAAGCCACCUUCGAGGCUCACUUCUACCGCUGUUCCGGCUCAUCUACCGAAGUCGGUACCGAUCGGGAGGCAGCUACCAUCAGGUGAGACCCCGGCCUCCAAGCCCCUAACGGCGUCACCAGAGACCGCCGAGGUUCCGGAGGCCCUGGUUUUGGCUGUGCGUAGCGCCAUUCGCAGUGGGGGGAGUAUUAACCCGAAGAAAAUGAAUGACUGGGAAUAGAACGCCUACCUCGCCAGUCGCGUUUUAGAGGUGAUAGCGGAUGACCGCGCGUCAGGGGACGGCGUCACCACCGCCGGCCGAAGGAAGCGCAAGCAUUGCGUCCCCCGGGCGGUGGAGCUGAUGGUCGCCGAGCCCUUCAGGGAGCGCCUUGCCGCGAGCAGGACGCAGUUGUCUAGGACGGAGCUCGACAAUAAGGAGACGGGCAACAAGCGAUCGGUAUGCUUUGAGCUAUGGAAGGACUUCAAGGACCGGACGUGGAGGUGGUCACACACCUCAACGACGACGAGCACAUCACCGCGGCACAGAUCGACCCGAACAUAGUCCAUCAGCCCGACAUUUCGUACGACAAGCUCAUGAACACGGUGAAAGUGGUUAACAAGGACUAUGGCGACUGCCACCACAACAUGAAGAAGUCUGGGAGUCACGACGAAUGAAAACCUGGACACCUACUACUUUGGAGAGGUCAUGGCCGGGUACCCGCAGAUCCUCGCCGUGUGUGACCGGGUCCUGCCCGACGACGUGCAACGGGAGAGCAGCGGCGUGGGGGGGGCGGCCGCUGGACCUACCGGCGCCAAGGGAGCCGCUGCUGACGCGAAGAGGAUAGAGAACUCCAAAUUCAGAGCGAGGGAGGACAACGCCCACCUCAAGGCCAAGAAAAAGCAGUCUAAGAACGCCGUCAGCGUGCAAGAGACGGCCGCGGUUGCCAUGCACUCAGUGGCGUCUGGCCUUGGACUGCCCCCCGGCGGAAUAAGCGAGCUAUUUCGGCCAGCGUCCGAACCCGCCCCCGCCGCAGCACCUUCCUCGCGGGACAUCGUUGAUGAAAAGACCGCAAAAUUGGCGUUUUUCGACACCUUGUUCAAAUCUUUCCAAGCCGCCACCAAAAAUCUCAAACAAGCCAAAGCAGAGGCGGCAGCCGGCGACAGCACGGCGCUGGAAAUGGCCGGUUUUCUGGAAAAAAAUAUUGCGAAGAUUAGAACCGAGAUGGCGGAAUGGGACAAGAAUCCCCUUUGAGGGACUGCGGUCCCUCCCCGAUUCCACAUGUGCAACAGCGAUCGAUUGUGUGUUGGUGGCGGUUGGUGUAAGAUCGUUCGUGUGUGGGCGAGGGAGGGAGAGGGCAGAUCGCUUUCACUUGCCGUAACGUUUGUCUUUUGUCGGGUGGGUGUUUGACGAGUACACCACGUGUAGAACACGCAUGGAGAACGCGUGGCGCACGCUUGAAGUUUGAUGUUUCUCUUGCCACUUAUAGCAGUACCACUUGUUUUGUUUUGUGUGUUUUUCACAAACCACCGCGUGCAUUCGUAGAUGUCUAGGGGGACACACACGCAGAGCUAACGUGUGGCGCACAACCAAAGUUUGUUUUUUUAGGCACGUACAGCAGUACCACUUGUCUUUUUUUUUUGUGUUUCUUUACAGAUGACCAGGGGGCCGGGGGGGGGGAAUACACAAGAGAACGUGUGGCGCACGACCAAAGUUUUUUUUUUUUUUGCCACGUA